This is a messenger RNA of Daphnia carinata, 987 nucleotides long. It is a transcript of the gene cpb, whose product is annotated as F-actin-capping protein subunit beta-like. Gene Ontology annotation, biological process: regulation of lamellipodium assembly; actin cytoskeleton organization; cell morphogenesis. The transcript is spliced from 4 exons. The record is from RefSeq and is a predicted model, not a curated record. Gene Ontology annotation, cellular component: cytoplasm; F-actin capping protein complex. The coding region runs from base 85 to 912 and encodes 275 amino acids. Gene Ontology annotation, molecular function: actin filament binding. NCBI's taxonomy places the organism in Eukaryota, Metazoa, Arthropoda, Branchiopoda, Diplostraca, Daphniidae.
UUUCCUGGGAAAAAGGCAGGCCGGAAGUCCUUUUCAGUUUCAUUUAUUAUCACAAAAGUCUGCCAUUCGUGUCAGUUUUGGAAAAUGACGGAGGAGCAAUUGAACCGGGCGUUGGACCUGAUGCGACGACUCCCACCUCAGCAGAUUGAGAAAAAUCUCAGUGACCUGAUUGACCUAGUUCCUGAGCUGUGUGAGGAUCUUCUGUCUUCUGUGGACCAACCACUAAAAAUUGCCCGUGAUAAGAAGGAAGGAAAAGACUACCUUCUCUGUGAUUACAACCGUGAUGGAGACUCUUAUCGUUCCCCUUGGAGCAACACCUACGAACCACAUCUUGAAGAUGGAACACUGCCAACUGACAGACUGCGCAGGCUGGAAGUAGAAGCCAAUGCUGCAUUUGAUCAAUAUCGUCAAAUGUAUUUUGAAGGUGGAGUCUCCUCUGUGUACCUUUGGGACUUGGAUCAUGGUUUUGCUGGAGUUAUUCUCAUAAAACGAGCCGGUGAUGGUGCACGAAAUAUUAAAGGAUGCUGGGAUUCGAUCCAUGUCAUUGAAGUGCAAGAAAAGUCAACUGGUCGUUCGGCGCACUAUAAACUGACGUCGACAGUAAUGCUUUGGCUGCAGACCAGUCGCCCUGGUUCCGGUACGAUGAAUCUUGGUGGAAGCUUAACACGUCAGAUGGAACAAGAUGGAACAGUUAGUGAACCUUCGUCGCACAUAGUAAAUAUGGGCCGUCUGGUCGAAGACAUGGAAAACAAAAUCAGGCACACUUUGAAUGAAAUCUAUUUUGGGAAGACCAAGGAUAUUGUUAACGGUCUACGUUCCAUUCAGCCGUUGGCCGAUCAAAAGCAAAAGCAAGCAUUUAGUGAAGAUUUGGCAAAUGCUUUGCAGAAGCGACAAGGCAAAAGCGAUCCCUAACUGAUAUAUUAAUUAUUAUUACUUGCAUCUUCCUAUAAUUUUCCUUAUUCAACCAAGUUUUCCCCCUCCUGUAAA